UAUGCUCUUUCUUUCAGAGGCCAUAUGGUUUGGUCUUGUGACCAAAUAAAUAAUUGCCAGCUACAUAAUCACAUACCAGGAAACAAAGGUAGUUAAAAUCAAUAUUAGCUGCUGUAUCUGCUGACCGCUUUGCACUGGGUGGAAAAACUCCAGCAACAGAAGCAGGAGAUAAACUUGGAUGGGCUUUAAAAUUUCAGAGUUCUUUGUGGUGGUCUUAUUUGGGAUAAAUAUACUAUAUUACAUUGGAUGCAGCUGUCUCCCAGAAUUACUGAUGGAACAUGCUAAAAAUGAAACCCGUGGAUGGCUUAAAAGACUUGGUUAAAUUUCUUCUCCGUGAGGAAAUGUCUGUGGUUGCUGGACGCUGAGCCCUACAGCCUAUCUCUUACGUUCAGUAUUUUCAAGAACCUUUGGGAAAGUACAUCUACGCUAAAAAGAUGUGUGGAGGUACUCCAAAAACUGCACACAGCACAGGCGGGCAAACAGACUUAGCAAGAAAAAGUAAUGAUGCCUCUUGCCCACUGGGAAAUAAUAUCUCAAACACAGGAUUAGAUAAAAAGGCUAAAAAAUCUUUGGUAGCAGAACAGAGCACCGACCGUAACAGCAGCUGGCCCUGCUCAGACUUUGACUUGAAUGAAAUCCGCCUGAUAGUUUACCAGGAUUGUGAGAGAAGAGGCAGACAAGUCUUGUUUGAUUCCAAAGCAGUUCGUAAAGUUGAUGAGGCGGCAGCUCAGAAAAUAGUAGAAGAUGCUCCAGGAAAGGCUUCUGCCAGGUGCUGCCAUGCAAGCAGUGGGACCAAUAGUAUUUCUUUCCGUGGUCCAUCAGGGGGCUGCACACAGCAUGUCAAGGACCAGCUUCCAAAGUACCAGUAUACCAGACCAGCCUCUGAUGUCAACAUGCUUGGAGAAAUGAUGUUUGGCUCAGUGGCAAUGAGUUACAAAGGCUCUACCUUGAAAAUCCACUAUAUACGCUCUCCUCCGCAGCUUAUGAUAAGUAAAGUGUUCUCAGCCAGAGUGGGAAGCUUCAGUGGCAGCACAAAUAACUUGCAAGAUAGCUUUGAAUACAUCAACCAAGAUCCCAAUGUGGGAAAGUUGAGCUCUAAUCAAAAUGGUUUGGGCAGCUGUCGCAGUGGAAGUAAUCUAGGUGUGUUACAGCUGUAUAGCAGCAAAAUGCUGCAGGGUGUAUCUGAAGGAGUUCCCCUCCGGCUCAUCCGGAGUGCUUCUUUCUUUGCAGCACACAGCACACCCGUUGAUAUGCCUAGCAGAGGGCAAAAUGAGGACAGAGACAGCGGCAUUGCUCGGUCAGCAUCUCUAAGCAGUCUCUUGAUUACACCAUUCCCAUCACCAAGUUCCUCAUCCUCUUCUUCCAGUAGCUACCAGCGCCGCUGGCUGCGAAGUCAAACAACAAGUUUAGAAAAUGGGAUUAUUCCAAGGUGGUCCACUGAAGAGACUUUUAGCAUGGCUGAUGAAAGCUGUAGUUCGAAUCCUGCAAUGAUUCGGAGGAAAAAAAUUGCCAUCAGCAUAAUUUUCUCCCUGCCAGAAAGGGAAGACUCGCAGAGAAACUUCCAGGACUUCUUUUUCUCUCAUUUUCCUCUGUUUGAAUCUCAUAUGAACAAGCUAAAGAGUGCAAUUGAAAAGGCCAUGAUCUUCUGUAGAAAAAUAGCAGAAUCCAGCCUAAGAGUACAGGUUUAUAUCAGCCGUGUUACGGAUGCCCUGGGAGAAUUCAGGCUUACAAUCCGGAACCUGUACACCGUUCCAAGGGUUGCAGAACCCGUGUGGCUUACCAUGAUGUCUAGUACUUCAGAAAAGAACCAGCUAUGCCAGCGCUUUGUGAAGCAAUUUACACUUCUGAUAGAACAGAUCAACAAAAACCAGUUUUUAGCUGCUUUAUUGACGGCAGUGCUGACCUAUCAUCUGGCAUGGGUCCCAACUGUAAUGCCAAUUGACCAUCCUUCAACAAAGACCUCUGAGAGAGGCACAUCACAAUCUGUAAACCUGCUGGCAAAAUCACAUCCUUACAACCCUCUGUGGGCACAGCUCGGUGAUCUGUAUGGUGCCAUAGGCUCUCCCGUUAGGCUGACACGGACUGUGAUUGUUGGAAAACAUAAGGAAUUAGUUCAGCGUAUUCUCUAUGUUCUGACAUACUUCCUGCGGUGUUCUGAGCUACAGGAAAAUCAACUGACCUGGAAUGGGAAAGUUGGAGAGGAGGAGCAACUGCUAAAUGGAAGCAAGAUCACAACUACAUUGGAAAAGGGAGAGAUUGAGGAGUCUGAUUAUGUGGUUGUCACUGUUAAGAAUGAACCUGCUCUUGUGCCUCCAGUCCUACCUCCGAAGAAUGGUGGAGAUCAAACCAGUAGCACUCUGGGGCAUGUUGGUAAUCCAGAGAGCUUUCCUGCUGUGCCAACGUCUUCAAAAGAAAAGAAUGAAGAAGUAACAGGAAUGGCUGAUCAGAUCUCCAGGGUCUCCUGUAUUGCAUCAAAAGACUGCACAGUUGGCAGUCCUGAGUGUAAAGGAAUGGUGGAUGACAAUAAGAAAGGGAAGGUAGUUGAUGAUAUAGAAGCUGAGUCCAACCAUUUUGAAGAACAAAUAGAAUCAGAGGAUUUAACGGAAGAGUUAAAGAAUAGCAACCAGGCCACGAGUGAAGCAGCAAAAAAGCCAUAUGACAGGUCAUCUGCUGUACCAUGUCCUGAGAGAUUUGUUGCUAGGACUCCUUCGUUAGAAAGGGUCUCCUUCCAGAUUGGAAGUUCUACAUCACCAGAGUCAGAUUUAGAAAGUCACAGGAGAGAAAUGGAUGAAAAUUUUAGGGCAUUCAGAAAAAGCUGUACUUCAAGUCCACCAAAUGUGCCUGCAGAAACUCCUCAGAGCCAACACGAAACUUCCAAAGCCCCCCUUAAACCAUUACACAUUAAGCAUAAUAUCUGUUAUGCACAAAUUUCAUCAUGCGAAGCGAGUGCAAGUAUAUUUGAAUAUUUUGCUGAGGGUAAUAAAAUUGAAACGAAUGUAGUAAAUACGUCUGGCUUGUCAGAUGAACCACUGAAGUCAUCUGAUAAGAAAAUAGAAAUGAGAAAACCACAAACCUUAGAAGCUGGAACUCUGCGCUCCAAGAAUGGGGAGGACCAUUCAUUUGACUCUGUUAAAACAAGUUCUGAUUUAAAGGACUCCGGCCAAGUAGUCACUGAAGAUGUCUCCUAUGGGGAUCCUGGAAGGAAAAGCCCCUUGAGAACUGAAGGGGAGAUUCGUAGGAAUGAGAGUUCAGACAGUGCACUGGGAGACAGCGAUGAUGAUGGUGCUUCAUGUACCUUUGAUCUACACCCUCGAGGCCAUAUCAGUAAUAGGCAUGAAGAAUUUACAGAAGUAGAACUUCCUUUACCAAGAUCCAACAUAAUCAGCAGUCCAAGUGUGAAAAACUUUGGAAGGUCACUUCUCGGUGGUUACUGUCCCACAUACAUGCCUGAUCUGGUACUGCAUGGAAUAAGUAAUGAUGAAAAACUCAAGCAGUGGUUACCAGCAGAUCUGCUUCAUGCAGUGCAUCAUCCAGUUCUAGAUGAGCCCAUUGCAGAAGCUGUCUGCAUUAUUGCCGAUACAGAUAAAUGGAACGUUCAGGUGGCUACAAGCCAGAGAAAGAUGACAGACAAUAUGAAGCUUGGCAAAGAUGUCUUAGUAUCCAGUCAAGUGUCCAGUUUGCUGCAAUCCAUUUUACAGCUUUAUAAACUCAACCUCCCAGCUGACUUUUGUAUAAUGCAUCUUGAGGAUAGGCUACAGGAGAUGUACCUCAAAAGCAAAAUGCUCUCCGAAUACCUGCGAGGACAUACAAGAGUCCAUGUAAAAGAGCUAGGAAUUGUAUUGGGGAUUGAAUCCAAUGACCUGCCUCUGUUGGCUGCUAUUGCAAGCACGCAUUCCCCAAAUGUUGCUCAAAUACUCUUAUAAGUUGAAAUCUCAGGAUAGUCAUUCCCUAAAAGCAAACUACAGGAGUCUUGAAGAAUUCAAGUACCAAGCACUGGCAGAGGGGCACAGUGAGGGAAGCAGGUGAUGACCGUGCUUUCCAACAGCUUUUGACUCUGACUUUCAGCUGGAUGCUUUAUUUGAAGACUUCAGUUUACAUAAUGUAAAAGACAUUCAGGUGGUUUGUUGGGGUUUUUCAUUUUGGUUUAUUUUUUACACUCACAUCUGAGUUAACGAAUCAUGAAGGUGAAUUCAUCUUUGUGGUCUUUUUAAAUGACAAAAGUAAACACUACAGCGAACACUGAACUGUCAGCAGAAAACACUGCUAAAAACAUCAAGUGGCAGUAAAAAGAACAGGUGGAAUAAGAUGGGCCUUCUAAUACUGCACUUGGGAUCGCAUGGUGUUUUGUGUGCUUCUUUGGUUGUGUAACUGGAGUUGUAAACUAUGUACAUAGCAUUCCAAUACAGAGAUGUUUGAAUGGGUCAUGAAGUUUUGCAGAACACAAACAUCUUUUUGUAUUGUAGUAGUGGCCAGCUGAAAACAAGCAACUUUUACUAAGCAGCUGAAUUAUGUGGCAUGUGUGAGGUUGAUAUUGUGGGUUUUUUUAAAAGAUGAAAGGAAGCUGCAGCUGCUUCUAGUUUUACUAAUGAGGAAACCGUAUGAGCUCUGAUUAUAAUUUGUGCCACCCCAAUAUUAGGCUGAAGAAGGCUUUUUGAAAGAGGAGGAUUUUUUUAGGAAGCUGUAUGGAAUUUCUACUUCACGUUUACAUUGUUGCAUUUGCAACAUUAAUAGAUUUCUUUUUUUAAGUUUCUCUGACCUAUAAAACUGGGAAUUGGUCCUAAGUCUUAAUGGAGUCGGAUAUUACCAUCUUAGAGAUUUGUUUGCCAAGCUAAAGUACAGUAUGUGUUACUGAAUGUUACUCUGUGUGUGUGUGUGUGUGUGUGUGUGUGUGUGUGUGUGUGUGUGUGUAUGCGCGCAUGCACACACAUGCACAAAUACCAUCCAAUUGCCAUAAAGUUAAAAGUUUAUUUUUUUUUUUUAAAUUCACUAGUCAAAUGUAUUACUAUUAUUUGGAAACGACUCUUUAGUCACACUGGAAGGAGGUACUGUUUUUAAGUUAAACAGAGGAUAAAGGCAAGCCUGGGCACCAUGAUUUAUUAGUAUGAACAUUUGCAAACGUCCACUAUGAUUCAGCAGAACUUUUGCACUAUCAUCUCAGUGCCUUCUGAUCUAUUAAGGACUCACUUAUUUGAGGAAGAGAUCAAAUAGUUCAUCCCUCCAGUUUCUUAUUGUUCCAUACAAUAAAUUACAACUAUCUAAUAUGCUCUGCUCACAGGCAUAGUUAACUUUUUGCUAUUUAAAUGCCAUGUGUACACACUAAGGUACAAAGUUACUUUUUUUCAUCAAACACUAUUGAGGAUCAUAUUAAACUAUUUAGGUCAAGAAAGGGCAAAGGGAAAUAAGAUUAUUUUCAAAUAAAGGAAGCAAGAAGCAGGGAACCCCCACCCAAGCAGCGUGUUAGACUAUCAGACAUUCUAUGGCAGCCCAGAGGUGGGUAAUAUAGGUCACUUUUGGCUCUUAAUAUCAAGUUGUCUCAAUACUCAUUUAGAAAUGAUGAACUCUUCCUACUAGAACCAUUCCUGCCUGCUAGGAUUCAUUAAUUGGCUCACUGAAUUAUCCAUGCUGGUGAUUCCAGAAUUCACAGUGUUGAAGGGACACAUUUUAAGUACAGCUUUGCUUUAAAAAAACCUAAUCACUAGGGUAAUACAAAGAGAAUCUUCAAGAAAUAAAGUGAGAAAAGGUGAGUAUUAUGGUGUUUUCAUUUUGUUCUAAAUAGGACAGAAAAUGGUCCUUAGCCUUGUUCAUUUCUCUUUCUCAUUCUGCGAGGAACAUGUAGCUAUACCAUGAGAAAUUUAUGUGCGGAAGGUUUGUGUGUUCAAGUUUAAGUCCUCUUAAUUUCCAAGUAUGAUUUCUAAACAGAUAAGAUUAUUUAAGAUCUGGGUUCUCCAAUCUAAUAUUUCAGGUGCCUCCUUUUGCUUAGUACUUUGAGGAUAUGUUUACACAGUAAUAAAACAACCAUGGCAGGCCUGUAUCAGCUAACAUAGGCUGCAGUGUAGACUUCCAUGCUUGAGACUGUGGGAUAUUUCCCCCUCACAGGGUCCCAGAGCCUGUGCUUUAGCCCGAGCCCAAAUAUCUACACAACAAUUUCAUAGCCAUGCAGCCCAAGCCCCAAAAGCAUCAGUCAGCUGAUAUAGGCCAGUCAUAGUACUUGAUAGCAUGGUAGACACAUUUCUAUACAGUUUAGGCUUUUCGCCAAUAUCCUCUGUACAGGGGCUUCUGUAGUUCCAGAGGUUUGGGUUAUCUCUUUUGCUGAUCUAUGCAGGCCUUCUGGUUUGCCCGGAUUUGGGUUCCCUGAGCUGCAUUAACCUCCAUUUCAUGAUUUGCUUGAAACCAAAUCAUAUAGAAAGUGCCCCUGUUGUCAAACUUCCUUUUUUCCAAUUAGUGAGGGUAUAGUUAUGUGUAAUGACUUCCUUAGUGAGUACACAAGAAUUCUGUGUAAUAUGCAUUUUCCUUACUUCAUGUCCUGUAGGUUUUUCAUGGUAAUUUUGUUUGUCUAGUUCCUGUUUAUAUUCAACCAAAAAUGGCUUGUCUUGCUUAGUACAAACUGACUCAAGCCCCAGUUUUACAGAGAUGCCUGCAAGUGGACCACUGUAUCCACGUGGAGAGCCAUUGACAGCAUGUCAUCCUGAACAUAUGUUGCAGGAUUAGUACCUUGAUCAGAAACCCUUAAUUUAAUACUUAACCCCCUAACAAAUGCUGCUGUGUUUGAUAAGAUUAUAAUUUAAUUUAAGAAUAUGUAUGGAAUUGGUGAUUCAGAAGCUUUUCCUCAGCUUAAAAUCUUUACAGUGUAGUUACUAUCUUUUAUAUAACUUUGCUGCUGUUUACAAAUUACACUAUGAGACUGCCCUGUUUUAUAGUCUCAAAUUUGAUUUCUAAAAUUAAGGUUUGUAUACUUCUUAAUUUUUUUAAAAAAAAUGGUGUCUUUAGCCUAAAAAAAAUUAAAUAUUUCUCCUUCCCACCAAACAUACUACCUCAGUUGACAGGAUACUAUCUUUAGGGCUUCUUCAACUUUUUAAGUCUUACCCGUUGAACAUUUUUGUAGCAUCUUGCUGGUUGGGCACGUUAGUGUAGCAUGAUAGAGCAGUAAGUACGUACAAAUGUUGUGUUAGACAUCUUUAUAGCAUGUUUGUUUUAUUUUUUAAUAGAAUGAAAAGUGAUAUGAAUGUACAGGGGAAAAUGUUUAAAACCGUGAAAUAAAAAUGUAGCUUAAAUCUUCAAGAUUCCAAAGCUUUUUUUUAUUGUUAUCGGUAUUAUAAAUCUUUUGUAAACUUCUUACUACAUAUUUUUCUUGUUUUCAAGUGAGUGAAUAAUGUUUCAAAACCCUUCAGAAAUGCAGUUUACACUUUACAACUUAAAGAAUGUACACUCUUUAGAUUAUUACAAACUUUUACAAACCUGGGGGACAAAUGCCAAUACAGAUGAAGCUGUAGGACUGCAUCUAAAGCAGUUUUAAAAAGAACUAGACAUUUUAAUCUAGUUUAUAGCUUACCAAAUAUUAAUGAAUAUUAGUUAGUUAUUUUGCUUUAAACGUACAAAUAUAUACUUUAAUUCUGUGUGUUUCAUUGGAGGACAAAAUUAUAAAUGUUUUGCUUAUAUAUACUUUCACUUUGAUAAUGAGUCCCUUUAACAACACCAAACAGUUGUAUGUAAAGGUGACACAACUUGGUCACUAAGUAACAUUUCCUUUCCCCACUCUCCACUCUUGACUUAAAGGGACUCAAAUCAGAAUUGAGUCUAAACUGCCAAUUAUACACUAUCCAUUAGCUACUCCCAUUAAAUGGAUCAUAAUGACAUACCUAUCCAUACUAGAAGCAAAUCUGAUUAUUACAAUUGCAUGUUUUAUGACAUUGCAUUUUUGAGGAUUGACUGAAUGGGUAUCAGUCUCAAACUGUGUGAAUUUUUUUUUAAACUGCUGUUUAUGUACCAUGUUGUUUUGGUCUAUUUCUUUUUAACAUUUGGUGCAAUAAAUGAUUUGAAUUCGGUUUAAAUUGUCUGGUAUAUUUGUUUUCCUUUUAAAUCUCUUCCUGAAAUGCUUUUCUGCUUCUGGUCGAAAAGGCUGAUAUUGAACACUGUGCAGCUGGGUACAGUUGGCUAGUACCAUUAGCAGUUGAGCAGCGGAAAGAUAUGCCAUUGUAAUAGAUCAGGGAUGGGCAAUCAUUUUUUUUACUGGGAGCCACUUCAGAAAUUUUUGAAGUAGCUCUGGGCUGCACCGGAAGGGGCGGGGCCAAAAUGGAUCAUACACCUGCUUCGAUUGGACUGGGGCUAGGUGAGCGCGUGAAGUC
Messenger RNA from Pelodiscus sinensis (Chinese soft-shelled turtle), 8342 nucleotides. It is a transcript of the gene FNIP2, whose product is annotated as folliculin interacting protein 2. Gene Ontology annotation, molecular function: ATPase inhibitor activity; protein-folding chaperone binding. Lineage: Eukaryota; Metazoa; Chordata; Testudines; Trionychidae. The record is from RefSeq and is a predicted model, not a curated record. Gene Ontology annotation, cellular component: cytoplasm.